Messenger RNA from Vitis riparia (riverbank grape), 1952 nucleotides. Its product is annotated as leucine-rich repeat extensin-like protein 4. The record is from RefSeq and is a predicted model, not a curated record. Gene Ontology annotation, molecular function: protein binding. NCBI's taxonomy places the organism in Eukaryota, Viridiplantae, Streptophyta, Magnoliopsida, Vitales, Vitaceae. The coding region runs from base 479 to 1729 and encodes 416 amino acids. The transcript has a single exon.
CAUGUUACCAUCAUUAGAGAAAAUUAUGAUGUGACGCACUUGUGCUCUUGUGCCAUCAUUCAUGCAAGAAUAAAUUCAAACACCAAACAGAAUGGAAAGGGAGGUAAGCAUCAAUCAUAUGAAGUGGGAAAUUAAGAUAAAUAUAGAAUAUGAUUUGCCUCAAAUGUAAUGUUUAACCAAGAAAAUCAUGCAUCGGUUUGUUGUUUUAUUAAAGUAUUCAUAACUGGUAUUCUUCAACAAAUUCAGCAGCUUUUCUACUGUGUAUAUGCUUUCAGCUAUCAUAAGUCAUUUGCGUACGGAAAAGGUUGUAGAACAGUGAAGCCCACAAAUGUGGACAUGGAUAAAUAAAUGUUAGCAAGUGAAAAAAUAAAAGCAGAGUUGAGGAGAGAUUAAUCCCAUCAAAUUUCUUCCUUUAAUGCUCCAGCCUUCAGCUAUAUUUUUACACUAGUGUACAAGCAGUAGGCAUCUUAUUAUUGAGAUGAAAAUGGAGAAGAGUUGGGUUCUGGCUUUUCUCCUCCUCCAAGUACUUCCAACAGAAGGUGAUUUUGGGGUGGGUGCCGGAAUUGGUGUUGGAAUUGGCAAUGGUGAUGGUGGGGGUGGUGGUGGGGGUGCAUCUGUGUGGAUUGGUGGUGGGAUUGACGGCCAAAACCCUCCUGGGUAUACAGCUUCAAGCCUCAGCAGUGCGUACACAGCUCUCCAGGCAUGGAAAUCUGCUAUUACAGAUGACCCAUUGAAGGUUUUGCGCACUUGGGUUGGCUCCAAUGUGUGUGCUUACAGAGGAGUCUUCUGUGCAGAUCCUGAAGAAGAUGGGUCUGGACAAACCGGCCCUGUUGUUGCAGGAAUAGAUCUCAACCGUGCAAAUCUUCAGGGCACUCUUGUGAAGGAACUUUCUGUCCUUACGGACAUGUCUCUCCUCCACCUCAGCGGCAACAGAUUCACAGGCACAGUUCCUGAAAGUUUCAGAUAUCUCCUCUCUCUCAAAGAGUUGGACCUAAGUAACAACCACUUCUCGGGUCCUUUCCCUACAGUGACUCUUCUCAUGCCAAAUCUCAUAUAUCUGGACAUCAGAUUCAACAACUUUGCAGGGCCCAUUCCUGAUGAUCUCUUCAACAAGGAGCUUGACGCCAUCAUAAUCAACAAUAACCAGUUUGAUGGCGAACUUCCUCCAAAUUUGGGGAACUCACCAGCUUCUGUGAUAAAUUUGGCUAACAACAAGUUCAGUGGGAACAUCCCAACUAGCUUUGCGUACAUGAAUCCUAAAUUGAAGGAGAUUUUGUUCCUCAACAACCAAUUAACAGGGUGCAUUCCUGAGGGAGUUGGGAUGUGGGAUGGAAUGGAAGUUUUGGAUUUGAGCCACAACUCACUGAUGGGCCAUUUGCCAAAUUCAAUUUCUUGUCUUGAGGAGAUUGAAGUUCUUAAUUUGGCACACAACAAGCUGUCUGGGUCACUCUCAGACCUGGUCUGUUCACUGAGAAGCAUUGUGAAUCUGACUGUGGCUUACAAUUUCUUUUCUGGGUUUGGGCAAGAAUGCUCCAAGCUGUUCUUCAGGAAUGUGGGUUUUGAUUUCUCAGUGAACUGCAUUCCGGGAAGGGACAUGCAGAGGCCUCAACCAGAUUGCUCUGUGAUUCCGGGAGGGGGGUUGAACUGCUUGAGAAUCCCUUCUGCAAGGCCCCUCAUUUGUGGGUUGGUUGGAAGCCCAGAGACUGAUCCAAGCCCAUCAUCUCCAUGAGGGAGAGAGACAGAGAGGGAGACCAGUGCUGUAAAACAGGUUGGUGACGUCUCUUUCAUCAAAUGACAGUAAUUAUGAUGCAGAGCUUCCUAAUUUAUUUUUCUGGAUUCAGUACAUCUGUAAGUUAUUAUAUCUCUCUUGAAUGGAUAAGACAUGCUCAGAAAGUGAUAGAAAUGAAUUUAUUUUAGUCCCUUAAUGUAUGAUUCUGGUUGGAGUGCUUUAA